AUAUGGCAAGGAUGAUCCUUGCGCCUUGCAAGGCAGCGGAGCAAAAUCGGCUCUACGACAAUCCCCCAUCUGACCCAUCUUGCUCCUGCGAGACUUGCUCACGCCGCCCCCGCCUGCCAACCCCGCCAGCGUGCAAGUGCAGUGGGUGCGUCCCUGAAGAAGGUCAGCUACAGCCCACCCGUAUGAAGAAGUGAGCUCCUGCUCCGAAAGGCACGAAGCUCAGCAAGUCGAUGGUCCUUGUGGGCAAGGCGCGUCUCUGUGCCCUACGCGAGGAUCUGUACACUGCUGCGCCUGCUCUAGAGGCGACCCUCUUUCCUGCCGUCCUGUACCUCCCAGACCCUGUAAUUACAAGCAUACUCGAGUCGUUCAAGACUCUCCAUACACAGCAAGAUCUCGCCCAUCUGAUCGCCGGCAACUCCUAUGUCGAGCGACAAUGCGACAAGAUCUGGGAGGUCAUUGUCGAGCUACGCAGUGUCUUCGAGACAAUGGCGAAGGACGAAGAUCGCGAACGCGCGAUACGCAACUUGCUCAUUGACGACGAGCGAGUCGGUGAGGAGCCUCAUAUUGACGGAGAUGGGAUCAUCAACUCCGAGAACGAGAUCCAGAUGUCGCAGGAGCUCAGUCCACGCCCUGAAAGGCCAGUUUUGAAUGCGAUCGAGAACACUUCACAUGGGGAUCAAGGUCGGGCCAUCAACAUCUCGCUGGCCCAGGGACUCGGGUGCGAAACAUCGACGCAUGCACGGCGAGCAUCGACUGAGGCUGUACGGCGACUUGCGUCGCCCGAGGCGGGUCGGCGAGCGUCACCCAAGGCGGUACGGCAAGCAUCGCCCGAGGCGGUACAGCGAGUGUCGCCCGAGGCGGUACAGCGACUUGGACUGUCGCCGCCUGAGACAGUACAGCGAGCGUUGCCUGAGGCGGUACAGCGACUCGGAUCUCAGUCAGUUUCUCCGGAGCCACUCGAAACUGCGCAGUUAGAAACAUUCGUGGCAAAUGAUGUCUUCCGUGCAGGACUGCGACAUGAAAGGUGAGUGAAUCAUUCAGAGUGCGAGGAGCUCCAUCAGGAAAAAAGUUUCUGGCCCAUUGCAGCCAGCCAGUGCUACAUAGCCCCUGUAGACGCCAUAGCAUGAUGUAGCAGAGCGCUCGUGCAUCAUAGCUCUGUAUAGUCUUCAUUGACUUCGCAGCACACACCAUAGCACGAUACACUCAUGUCUUCUAUCUAUAUUACACGAAGCAUACUAAUAGUAUUUAUGUUCACUAUAACGACUCUGGGCUAUAAUGCAUGAGACGUGGAAAUUUGAUUUAUUGACCAUGACGGUGGGGUGCUGCUAGGUAUUACGAAUACUGUAUGAAUCCAACCAGUCUUACCCCUUCGCCUGUCUCACCCGCUCGUCCUCCUUCGCCUGCUCUCCCUCGCCCGAUCCGCCCGCCUUCCCUUG
Messenger RNA from Fomitopsis serialis, 1436 nucleotides. RefSeq lists its product as uncharacterized. The transcript has 2 exons. Lineage: Eukaryota; Fungi; Basidiomycota; Agaricomycetes; Polyporales; Fomitopsidaceae. Bases 231 to 1028 code for a protein of 265 amino acids. The record is from RefSeq and is a predicted model, not a curated record.